Molecule: messenger RNA, 702 nt
Organism: Naegleria lovaniensis
Lineage: Eukaryota; Heterolobosea; Eutetramitea; Acrasida; Naegleriidae
Exons: 1
Coding region: 1-702 (233 amino acids)
Source: RefSeq, a predicted model, not a curated record
AUGAUGCAACCAGCUUUCUUGCUGUCAUGCCUCUUAUUUCUUGUUUUGGUGUCAAAUCUGUCAACCUCUCGAGCUGCAUCAUCCUCACUUGUGAGAUCCAUUCAACUCGAUGUAGAACCGUACACACUUUCCGAAUGGACUCAAAAUCAAACCCAAACAGCUGACUAUUAUUUGGACAUGAUCGACAAAUUGAAACAACUCAAAUCUCCUAUUCCUCUUCGAUUCGCAAUUCCAAGGUGGUUUGAUGGAAUUUCUCACACUCGGAAUGGUGUGACUAAAAAAUUGAGCGAAUUCGUUCAGGACAGGGGCAAUCUCAUGAUUAUGGAUUAUGUAAAUUCAGGAACACGAGCUGUUCGAGAUGCAUCUACUGAAAUUCAAUACGCUCUAAAAUCUGGUACUAGAGUCGUGGUUGGAAUUGAAACGAUGGAAUUACCAUCUGAACCGACUGCUACUUAUUUUGGAAAAUCUUUUCAAGAAUUGGAAAACGAUUUGAAUUUCAUUGAAAAUACAUUUAAUGGAAAUGCAUCCUAUGAAGGAGUUGCAGUGCAUGAUUACAAGUGGUACAAGAAUUUCACACAAAAUUUCACUCAACCCUUCUCAUCUGUAAAACGAGAUCUCUAUGUGUGGGACAGUGACGUGAUUUUAAAAGAAUCAGCACGACAAGAAUUUCUUUUGACUUGUCCAAGCUUAAGGGAAAGUUGA